AAUUCGAAAAUUUCAGCGUGUUAGCACACACGUUUAAUAGUCUUUAUUAAAUCAUAGAUCCUGUCGCACUUUGGUACGAUAAUUGAUCCAUCAUGCAGGUCUCUAAUCCAAACGAUGUAAAAAUAUAUAAUCUGAGCGUUGGAAAAUCAUUACCGGAGUGGCUUUCUGAUAGAGCUAAAAGAAAUUUAUUAAAAAAAGAUAUAGAUGUCAGAAGACGUAUUGAACUUAUUCAAGAUUUUGAGAUGCCUACAGUUAGCAAUUGCAUCCAAAUCACACCAGACAAACAAUAUAUACUAGUGACUGGGAUAUAUAAGCCUCGUGUCAAAUGUUAUGAUGUUAAUCAACUAUCUUUGAAAUUUGACCGAGGAAUGGACGAAGAAGUCGCUCAGUUUCAAAUAAUAUCAGAAGAUUACUCGAAAAUGGUAUUUCUACAGGUAGAUAGAUUUGUUGAAAUACAUGCUCAGGAUGCUAAAUACUAUAGACUCAGACUACCAAGAGUUUGUAGAGAUUUUCGAUACCAUAAACCAAGUUGUGAUUUAUAUUUUGUAGGAAAAAGCGACGAAAUAUACAGAUUGAAUUUAGAACAAGGAAAAUUUGUUACUUCAUUACAAACAGAUGCUACAGAUAUAAAUUGUUGUGAUAUUAACCCUCUUCAUGAUCUGUUUACUUGUGGAACAACAGAGGGCCAUGUUGAAUGUUGGGAUCCAAGAACUAGGAGGAGGGCUGCUAAACUUGAUUGCGGCUUAAGUACUCUCAUGGAAAACGAUAUUGACACAAAGAAAGUUCCGGCGAUUACUCAUAUCAAACAUCGAGAUGGACUAAACAUGGCUGUUGGAACGUCGACCGGUCACAUUCUUCUAUAUGAUAUCCGAUCUAGUAAACCUUUAUUGGUAAAAGAUCACAACUAUGGCUUGCCCAUUAAAAGUAUCAACUUUAAGAGUGAUCCAGAUUUAGUUUUGUCUUCUGAUACGAAAAUUUUAAAAUUAUGGCAUAGAAAUACGGGUCAAGCAUAUACUUCAAUUGAACCGGGAAGUAAUCUAAAUGCCUGCUGUACUUUUCCCGAUAGUGGUCUUAUUUUUAUGGCAAACGAAGCUCCGAAAGUUUUGGCUUAUUAUAUUCCCGCUUUAGGAGCAGCUCCCAAAUGGUGUUCUUUCUUAGACAACUUGACAGAAGAACUAGAAGAAGAUCCAGAACCUACAGUUUAUGAUGACUACAAAUUUGUAACCAGAACAGAACUGGAAUCAUUACAUUUAAGUCAUUUAAUUGGCUCUAAAAUGUUACGAGCCUACAUGCAUGGUUAUUUUAUGGAUCUAAGGCUAUACAAUAAAGCCAAAUCAAUAAUUCAGCCAUUUAAAUAUACUGAAUACAAGAAAGCUAAGAUUAAGGAAAAGAUUGAGAAAGAGCGAGAAGAAAGAGUUAAAGUAAAGAAACUGCCUAAUGUCAACAAAGCUCUUGCUGAAAAGUUAACAUUUGCAGAACAGGAAGGAAGCAAGAAAGAGAAAUUGAGAGCUGAAACUUUACUUAAAGACGACCGUUUCUCCAAAAUAUUUAAAGAUCCUGCUUUCCAAGUUGAUGAAGAAUCGGAAGAAUAUAGGUUAUUGAAUCCUGUAGUUUCGAAACUAGAUAAAAAGAAAAAAAAGAGUACGCUGCAGGAUCAAUUUGAAGAAGUUGAAGACGAAUCAGAAUCUGAGAGCUCUGAUGACGAUCGACAAUGGACUGAAGAAGUUAAAAAGCAAUACAGAGAGAUUGCUAGAGCGAAGAAAGGCGAAAAAAUGAGAGAGAGAGAUGAUUUACGAGACGAAGACUUAACAAUAAGGAAAACUAAACUUAUGUCACUAAAGGAUAAUCAUUUUGAAACUGACAGUCGGGAAGCGAAGCGAAAAAGAAAGCUUGCAAAGAAAACUUUAGGAGAAUUGGUGAAAGAAGAGAAUGAAGGAGGUAUGAUUAGUCAGAGAAGAAACAUGUCUGGAAAUAUUGAGAUGACAUUUUCGUUAAGAAAGAAUAAAAAGGAUGAAGAGCAGAAAGAAGCUUUGCGAGAACAUCGAAAAGAAAGACAGAAAAUAAGAAGAUCGGCCGGCCAUCUUACUAGAGGGAGAGGAAAAUCAAAUUUUUGGAAGAGAACUUAA
Dimorphilus gyrociliatus is the source of this 2126-nucleotide messenger RNA. Lineage: Eukaryota; Metazoa; Annelida; Polychaeta; Dinophilidae. The record is from the annotation of a GenBank genome assembly.